AUGAAUUUCUGCUACUUUUCAUAGCUUUGGCCUAAACAAUCCUUUUCAGCAGCUCAUGAAAGGACAUUUGGAAUAAUCGAACGUUUCAUCCAUAAUAAUAUCAAAACAUACUACAUCACUCCACAAGAUAAAAAAAAAGCUGAACAUAUACGCUAAUAUAUUGAUCUUAAAUGUCAUCAAGCUGAUCCAUCUAAUACAAGUAGAGUCAAUCAUGUUUUAAGUCGUAUCCAAUCUCCAUCUGUAAGUGUUUUUGAUACUCAUGUAUCAGAAUGCUUGUACAGUCAUUAUGUACAUUAAGUAUUCUAGAAUUGUGCUAAAGUGUUGGAUUUAUAAGACUUACAUAGUUUAAGAUUAAAGAGAGAAAACUUACUCACUUCCGAAUUGAUGAAUAAGGAAGUAUUGAAGGCAAAACCAGAAUUAGGAGAUGAACUCACUGAUAAAGAAAUGGCUGCAAUAAUAAGAAGUGAUCUUAUUAUUGCAUGUUCAGAUUAUGAAAUGGAAUUGAUAAAACAUUUAAAUAAAAAGGUUUAAUUGGUAACAUUCUUUUAUCCAACUACAAGACCUUUAGAUGAAGAGGAUAAAUAAGCAAUAGAACUUAAAUAAUAUCAUUAUAAAAGAAGACACUUUGUAUUUCUAGGUAAUAUGUCACAUAGACCUAAUUAUGAUGCAGUCAAAAGAUUAAAAGAUAAAAUCUGGCCAAUAAUUGUCAAAGCACUUCCAUAAGCACAAUUACAUAUUUAUGGUAGUAAUUUCCCAGCAGAAUUCAAAACAGAUGAAUAUAAUGGAUUUAUAUGCAAAGGUUUAAUGAAAGAGAUUGAUAUUUUGGGAAAGUAUAGAGUUAUGUUAGCACCUUUACGUUUUGGUGCUGGAGUAAAGGGGAAAAUCACAGAUGCUUGGAGAGAAAUGUUACCUGUUAUUACAACACCAAUUGGUGCUGAAGGUUUAUUCUUAGAAUCAAGUUAAGCAAUAAAGUAUGAAUGUGUUAAUCAAAUAUAAUCAAAAUUCUAUUCUGAUAUGGAACCUGAUCGUCUUACUCCAUAAAUUAGGAAAGAAAGUUUAGAGGAAGAAAACUUUAUGAAGGAAUACUAUACUUAUGAUAAUACUGAAGAAAUGGCUAAGAAAUUAACAUUUGGAGGUAGUUUUAAUAAUUGGACUGAUGAAUAAUUUGCUGAUGAAGCUAUUAAAAUGUAUUAAGAUGAAUAAUUAUGGUUUAAUGCUGUUGAUAAUUCAUAGAAGAUUUUAAAAAGACGAAUGGAUACAAUUGUAAAUGAAAAGUUAUUAAUGAAAGCUAUUUCAGAAACUUAAACUAAUUUAGCUUCCAUGAGAAGAUAGGAUAUUUUAUAAAAAUUAACUUGGAGUGAAACAUUAAGAUCCAAUUAUCAUUUUGCAAAAUAUCUUGAUGAAAAACGCAAAAAUUUAGAAUUAACAGGUAAAUUAAAGUAAAUAAAUUGA
Messenger RNA from Paramecium pentaurelia, 1452 nucleotides. NCBI's taxonomy places the organism in Eukaryota, Ciliophora, Oligohymenophorea, Peniculida, Parameciidae. The record is from the annotation of a GenBank genome assembly.